AUGUCUGAACCAAAUUCAACAAGUUCACUUUUGGGAAAUGCACUACGCUCAACAGUACAAACAUUAGCUCAGUUAGUUUCUGAAAGUACUCCUCUUACUACUGAAGUUGGAGAAGUUGAAAAUUUAACUUUGUCUGGAUCUUCUUUGGCUUCAUCCUUAUUUCCUGGUUCUCAAGUAACUCCAACACAAUCUUCCUUAGCCAAUUCAACAGGGGCAGGUGAUAGAUUGGUGCUUGUAGGUGCUUUGAGAAGAAUUAAAUCUUUUUUAAGAGGACUUUUUUCAGUUCAGUCUUCUACAUUAUAUAAUUCAGGUGGAGUUACAACAACUGAAAGUACAGUUAUUUCAAGUACUGCUACUGACGGAUUAGUAGAACGUGCAGUGAGCACAAUAUCGGAUAUGCUGAAAGGUAGUAAUGAAUCUUCCUAUAGUAAUUUGUUAUCUGGGAAUUCAACAUUAGUUUCAUCAAAUGUGACAAAUUCAACCUGUGGUUCAUUAGAAGGAAAUGUACAUAGAUUUGAAACUGUUUUGGUCGUAUUCAUUAUAAUGUUUUGUAUCUUAGGAAUUAUUUGGUCCAUGGUUUGCCGGAAGGAAAGGGAACAUUUAAAGGAACUUUUCUGCGGAGAAGACAAAACCAAAGAACCAAGAGCGAUGCUAUUAGAUUCGUUAAAUAAAAUAGAAGAAUGUAUAUAUGAAAAUCCUGAUGAAGAUGAUAAACAAAAUAAAGAAGAAAAACAAGAAGAAGAUAAUAGUGACAGCCUUUAUGAAAAUUUAAAUAUGGAUGAAGACAGUGAUUAUGAUAAUGUUUGUUCUGGUAGAAGAAGAAGAAGAUAUCAUGAUGAAAAUGGUAAUGAAGAAGAGAAUAUUAGUUUUGUUAGAAAUAAAAGGAAUGAUAAUGAAGAUGAAGAAGAAGUAACAUACAUAAAUGAAUGA
This is a messenger RNA of Plasmodium falciparum 3D7, 930 nucleotides long. RefSeq lists its product as uncharacterized. Lineage: Eukaryota; Apicomplexa; Aconoidasida; Haemosporida; Plasmodiidae. Bases 1 to 930 code for a protein of 309 amino acids. The record is from RefSeq and is a predicted model, not a curated record. The transcript is spliced from 2 exons.